This is a messenger RNA of Paecilomyces variotii, 4117 nucleotides long. Its product is annotated as putative splicing factor 3B subunit 1. The coding region runs from base 151 to 3885 and encodes 1244 amino acids. The transcript has a single exon. Gene Ontology annotation, cellular component: catalytic step 2 spliceosome; U2-type prespliceosome; U2 snRNP. The record is from RefSeq and is a predicted model, not a curated record. Lineage: Eukaryota; Fungi; Ascomycota; Eurotiomycetes; Eurotiales; Thermoascaceae. Gene Ontology annotation, biological process: spliceosomal complex assembly. Gene Ontology annotation, molecular function: mRNA binding.
CGUGAGAUCAACCUCGACUCAAAGCCAUCGCCGCAUCGUACUCGCUGCGGUUUGCGAUCCGAAUGUAGCUAUAUCAACAGCUUCCAUCAGAUUCUGCGCGCUUCACUUCGUGUUUGUCUUUAUCGCUGUCCUUCCCUCCCCCUCAUCACAAUGUCUGACGGUAAGUCAGCGCCAUCUUCCCCUCACGCGCAGUCGCUGAUGACUAUCGCAGCCGACAUUGAAGCAGUCAGACGGCUGCAAGCGGAGCGUAAUGCUGCCGCAGCUGCUAAGAAAGGUUCUAAGACCUUUGAUCCGUCCAGUCAGCGAACUGACGUCUCGACCAAGGCCUCCCUGACUGAAUCGUUUGAUACAACCCUCUACGACCGUGAUGGUCCCGAUAAGUAUGCAGGCUAUAACACAUCAAUCCCUGUCGAUGGGGAGGAUGAAGAUAUGCCCGAUGCUGACCAAGGGCAUCGCUUGGUUGGGCAGUAUACCGCGACGAGGGACCAGAUAGAUGAAAUGGCGCACGGAAAUGGUGUUGAGGAAGAUGACAUACUUCUGGGGCGUGAGAAAUCUGCCCGGAUUGCAGACCGUGAGACUGAUUACCAGAAGCGGCGCUUCAAUCGGGGCCCUCUCACGCCGACCAGAGCCGAUCCUUUCGCUGCGAACACCCAUGCGAACGUCGAGACUGACGGCCAGACCUAUAGAGAGGUUAUGGCUCUCCGUGAGCUGGAAAAGGAGGAGGAACGCGUUCAAAAGCUCAUCGCUGAAAGACGGGCGAACGGUGAAAAUGUGGUUGAGGAACACCAGGCCACUCUGAAGAUCGAAGAGAGUGAUAAGGAGAACCGCGAUGCUGGCUCUACAGUCUCUGUUGCAACCACUCGGAAGAGGAAGCAAAGGUGGGAUGUAUCCUCUGAGCCUACUGCUGCCCCAGAAACAGCCCAGCCUGCUGAAACAAAGCCCAAGAAGUCUCGCUGGGACCAGACCCCGGCUCCAGGAGCUCCCGAGGAACAACCCAAGCGGCGAUCAAGAUGGGACCAAGCUCCAGCAGCGCCGGCUCUAGGAGGCGCGACGCCUGUAGGAGCCGCUGGAUUGGCAACUCCCAUGCAUCCUUCGCAGCCGGCACCCAUGGCCUUCGGAACCGAUAUCUCCUCCCGCUACGCGCCUUUGUCAGAUGAGGAACUUGACAUGAUGCUGCCCUCCGAGGGCUACAAGAUCCUUGAGCCUCCCCCCGGAUACGCACCCAUCCGGACGCCCGCAAGGAAGCUCAUGGCCACGCCCGCACCUAUGCCCAGCGCCGCUGGAUAUGGUGGUUUUAUGAUGCAGGAGCCUGAAAGUGCUCGUGCUCUGGGGAAGCAGCUGCCCACCGAUAUCCCUGGUGUUGGUGAUUUGCAGUUUUUCAAACCCGAAGACAUGGCAUAUUUCGGCAAAUUAGUCGACGGAGCCGACGAAAACACGAUGUCCGUUGACGAACUGAAGGAGAGGAAGAUCAUGAGAUUGCUAUUGAAGGUGAAGAACGGUACUCCUCCGAUGCGAAAGACCGCCUUGCGUCAGCUUACGGACAAUGCACGACAAUUCGGCGCUGGGCCGUUAUUUAAUCAAAUUCUCCCUCUCCUCAUGGAGAAGAGUUUGGAAGAUCAAGAACGACAUUUGCUCGUAAAGGUCAUUGACCGUGUGCUCUACAAGCUCGAUGAUCUGGUUCGGCCUUAUGUGCAUAAGAUUCUUGUCGUCAUUGAGCCUCUGCUCAUUGACCAAGACUAUUAUGCUAGAGUGGAAGGUCGCGAGAUUAUCUCUAAUCUCAGUAAGGCUGCUGGUCUAGCUCACAUGAUCAGUACCAUGCGCCCUGAUAUCGACCAUGUUGACGAGUAUGUGCGGAAUACCACUGCUCGUGCCUUCGCGGUUGUUGCCUCUGCUCUUGGUAUCCCAGCUCUUCUUCCAUUUCUUCGGGCAGUGUGCCGCAGCAAGAAAUCAUGGCAAGCCCGUCAUACAGGUGUCAAGAUCGUGCAGCAGAUUCCUAUCCUGAUGGGAUGUGCUAUUCUGCCCCAUCUCAAGGGCCUGGUAGACUGUAUCGCAGAUAAUCUCAGUGACGAGCAAGCGAAGGUGCGGACGGUGACUGCUCUGGCUAUUGCCGCGUUGGCCGAAGCCGCCAAUCCAUACGGUAUCGAAAGUUUCGAUGAGAUCCUGAACCCUCUUUGGACUGGCGCCAGGAAGCAGCGUGGUAAAGGUCUCGCUGCGUUCCUCAAGGCGGUUGGCUAUAUCAUCCCUCUGAUGGACGAGGAGUAUGCCAACUAUUAUACCAGCCAGAUCAUGGAGAUUCUCUUGCGGGAAUUCUCUUCGCCUGAUGAGGAAAUGAAGAAGGUUGUUUUGAAAGUCGUCUCUCAGUGUGCCUCUACAGACGGUGUCACUGCAAGCUACUUGAAGGAGCAUGUGCUCAAUGACUUCUUCAAGAGCUUCUGGGUCAGACGUAUGGCUUUGGAUAAGAGAAACUACCGUCAGGUGGUCGAAACAACAGUUGAUCUUGGACAGAAGGUCGGCGCCGGUGAGAUCGUUGAGCGGAUAGUCAACAACCUCAAAGAUGAGAGCGAAGCCUACAGAAAGAUGACCGUGGAGACCGUCGAGAAGGUUAUUGCCUCUCUUGGGGCUGCGGACAUCUCCGAACGACUGGAGGAAAGGCUGAUCGACGGUGUUUUGUACGCUUUCCAAGAACAGAGCAUUGAAGAUAUUGUUAUCCUCAACGGUUUUGGCACAGUCGUCAAUGCUCUGGGCACGCGGUGCAAACCUUACCUACCACAGAUUGUGAGUACGAUCCUGUGGAGACUGAACAACAAAUCUGCGACUGUCAGACAACAGGCAGCAGAUCUCAUCUCUCGCAUUGCCAUGGUGAUGAAGCAGUGCGGCGAAGAUGCCCUUAUGGGCAAGCUCGGUGUCGUGUUGUACGAGUAUCUCGGUGAAGAGUACCCUGAAGUGCUGGGUUCCAUUUUGGGUGCACUCCGCUCAAUCGUCACGGUGGUCGGUAUCAACCAGAUGCAACCUCCUAUUCGAGAUCUGCUUCCUCGCCUUACGCCUAUACUGCGUAACCGACACGAAAAAGUGCAGGAGAACACGAUUGAUCUCGUCGGACGUAUUGCGGACCGCGGGCCGGAAUCUGUCAAUGCGCGAGAGUGGAUGCGUAUUUGCUUCGAACUUCUAGACAUGUUGAAAGCUCACAAGAAGGGUAUCCGUCGUGCUGCGAACAACACCUUUGGUUUCAUCGCCAAGGCUAUUGGUCCUCAGGAUGUGCUCGCCACGCUGCUAAACAAUCUUCGUGUGCAAGAACGUCAGUCCCGUGUCUGUACCGCUGUCGCUAUCGGUAUUGUGGCAGAAACUUGUGCCCCGUUCACAGUGCUGCCAGCUCUCAUGAACGAGUACCGCGUCCCGGAGCUCAAUGUCCAGAACGGUGUCCUGAAAGCCAUGUCCUUCUUGUUCGAGUACAUUGGAGAAAUGGCUAAGGAUUACGUUUACGCCGUUACUCCUCUCUUGGAGGAUGCACUUAUCGACCGAGACCAGGUUCACCGGCAAACUGCUGCCAGUGUUGUUAAGCACAUUGCUCUUGGCGUUGUUGGUCUCGGCUGUGAAGACGCUAUGGUCCAUCUCCUGAACCUCCUAUACCCUAAUCUCUUUGAAACCAGUCCGCACGUCAUCGACCGGAUCAUCGAGGCCAUCGAUGCUAUACGAAUGGCCGUUGGAACCGGUGUUGUCAUGAACUAUGUGUGGGCCGGACUAUUCCAUCCUGCUCGCAAGGUCCGCAACCCGUACUGGAGACUGUACAAUGAUGCAUAUGUCCAAGGCGCCGAUGCAAUGGUCCCAUAUUAUCCGAACUUGGAGGAAGAUGGCUUGGCCCGACCUGAAUUGGCGAUCGUACUCUGAUGAAAGAAUCACUUGCUGCUUGAUGAACACUGCCUUGUUUUCCUUAAAAUGCCAUUAUAUUACCAUGGGGCUUCCUUUCGAUCGUGUCUUCUGAGGUUGUAUUUCCUAAUAUUGAAGCGGGUUUUUCUCUUUCCAACGGGACGGAUGCACUGGGCAUGUUAUUUAGGUACUUUGAUACUUUGCAAGCAAAAUAAGAGCGGAUUAGCUUUGCUCUGAAUGAUAUAUCUUCGCA